Messenger RNA from Formica exsecta, 2709 nucleotides. Its product is annotated as monocarboxylate transporter 9. NCBI's taxonomy places the organism in Eukaryota, Metazoa, Arthropoda, Insecta, Hymenoptera, Formicidae. Gene Ontology annotation, molecular function: monocarboxylic acid transmembrane transporter activity. The coding region runs from base 336 to 2144 and encodes 602 amino acids. The transcript has 11 exons. Gene Ontology annotation, biological process: monocarboxylic acid transport; transmembrane transport. The record is from RefSeq and is a predicted model, not a curated record.
UAUUAUAUUUAAUUGGUGCUUCUUAUCCAUCAGAAAGAGUACAUUAGAUAUUUUGUUUACACUCUCAGUUUCUCUCUCGUGCGAUUUCAUGAUUACAGAUGGUAAUAUUUCACUCCGGCCUAAGAAUGGGUAUUUAAUAUGAUGACACCUUGUGCAUAGAUAAGAGGGCCUUCGAAAUCGUCUUUGGCAUGUUCAGUUAGUCGAAUACUAGUCUACCUUCGAUUAUCGUGGAAGUGUAUCAAAAUCGUUGAUGUUUGUUAUAUUUAUCUAUCGUGACAAAUUCUAUUAGGUUAAAAAAUAAAUAACUUAUUUGACAGAUACUUUUGCGGAAGACUAUGACUAUUGAAAGAAAACACAGUAUGACAGUGACAAAAACAAAUAGCACGACGACAAGUGCAUCUACAAUUGGAAAUAAAAAGAAGAGCACAACUAUAAAGAAAGAAGAACUGAUGAACGAAGAGGAUGAAAUUACUUUGGAAGAUCUGGCUCCAGACGGCGGCUGGGGAUGGAUGAUUGCAUUGGCAAUGAUAUUAAUUUUCUUUACUACAAUGGGUCCAGGAUCGUCAUUUGGCAUAAUCUUUGGCGAUUUUCUCCAAGAUUCCGGACAGGCGGGCAUGGCAUCAAGUCUUUCCAAUUCCUUCUUCAUGAUCACCUUCUCUAUUGCAAGUUUGCUGACCAACAUCUUGUUGAAAAGAUAUUCUACAAGACCGGUCGGACUUGUGGGAGCGCUCUUUUUUGCAACAUCAGACAUCAUGCUGGCAUUUGUCAGAAAUAUAUACGAUUUGGCUUUCCUUUACUUUUUACAAGGUUUUGGAUUGGGUCUAAUUAUUACGGUCUGCAAUACGGUUUUCAAUGCGUAUUUUGUGAAAAAAAGAGCCAAAGUGAUGAGCGCGGCGCAAGUCAUCAUCGCAUUAGGUGGAAUCAUUUAUCCGACAUUAACCGAAAAAAUGAUGACAUUGUAUGGUUUUCGCGGUACCGCAGCGAUUAUGGGCGCGAUAAGUCUUAAUGGUAUCGUCGGCAUGACAUUAAUGCAUCCCGUGGAAUGGCACGCCAAAAAGGUGGAUGAUGUUCGCGCUGAAAAGGCGCGCAAAAAAGAACAAAGAUUUCAAGGACUAGCGUUGUCAAAUCGUCGUUCAACCAUCGAUGAUAUCCACAUAUCGUCGAAGACUAAAUGGAGCAGUCUUCAUAGUCUCAAGAAAGAAAGCGGCACAGAAGUGCCCUUAUUAAUUGAAACGCUUAAGCCUUCUGCCCAGAGAGUCGCUUCAAUCUCCGAAAUCGAGGGUGGAAUUCGCGAAAGGGCGAAAUCAGUAUCUAUGCGAGAAAAUUUGACGAAGCGUAUAUCGGCUUUAUCGGCAUCUAGCUUGGUCAAUUUGGCGACUAGCGUUGGUACAUUAAGUGAUAUACGUCAACAAUAUCUGGAAAAGAGAAGCUGGGAAGAACAAACGAGUAAGGAAAUUCAGGAGAAGAAAGAGAAUGAGAAACAAAACGACGAGGAAAAACAAGAGGAGAAAAAAUAUAAGGCAAUUCUGAGGGAACUCUUGGAUAUGUCAUUGGUAAAGAAUUGCGGUUUCCUGAACUUAUGUUUUGGUGUCAGUUUUGUGUGCACCGCCGACUAUGCUUUCUCCUCUUUUCUUCCUCUUAUAAUGAGCGAUGCAGGAUACACUAAACGCGACGCUGCGUUAACUAUUACGAUUAGUGGAAUAGCUGAGCUUGUAUCAAAAUUUUUAUUAGCAGUUUUUACAUUAAUAGUGGAUGUAAAAGCGAAAUAUCUGUUCUUCGUAGCUAUGAUUGUCAUGCAAUUCACAAGACUAGGUUUUUUAUUAUACAAGCAUACACUUAUGGGUGCAUUCAUUAUGACAGCGUUGAUUGGUCUCGCGCGUUCGUGGCUGCUGGUUCCGCAGCCUCUAGUCAUUAUUGAAGAUAUCAGUAUAGAAAAGUUUGCAUCGGCUUAUGGUAUCUUUGGAAUUAUUAGUGGUUUAGUUACGAUAGUCUUCGGCGCUAUCGUAGGAUUUAUUAAGGAUUGGACUGAUAGUUUCGAUAUAUAUCAAGUCUCUCUACUAGUAUUAAAUGGUGCGUUUAUUAUACCUUGGGCUCUACAGUUUAUCUUCGUGGAUCUGAAAAAACGACGGAAGCAACGUGUAUAAGAAACUAUUACAAAGUUUUAUCCACCGCUCAUAGGAAAGAAUAAAGACAUGUGUCAGGAGUUAUUAAAAAUUUUUGGUCUAAUUAAACGGAUAUGAAUGAGGAGAUACAACAAUAACCACAUAAAUUAAUAUAUUGUUCUGCUUGUUUCUUCUUUAAUAUGUUUAGUAUUAUUCAUCUUUAAUAUAUAAAGAGCACAUCAGUGUAGAUUUGUUCAUAUAUAAAAAUUUUGAUAUUUUAUAGUGUAUUUAAUCUUUUUGUAUAUAAAAAUUUUAAAUAUUUUUAAAUAUAAAUCAGAUUUAAUUUUUUGAACUAAUUAAACUGAUCAUGACGAAGGUAUUUAUGAAAUAAUUAUGACAGAAUAUCUUAACUUUAAAUCCAACAUGUCUUCUACCACAUAAAUUAUGUUUAAGAAAGUAUAUUGUUAUCAUACCUAUUAUUAAGAAUCUUAGUAUUAGCGAGAAUUUAUGCAAUGAUACUAGGUUAUUGAUUUUAGAUUUAAAUAAUAAUUUAUUAAAUCGUAAAAUUUUGACAGGCAAUAAAAUUGGAGAAAUUGUCUUUCUGAAU